GCCUGCAGGUGGAGCCCAGGUAUUCCUUCACUGGCUGAAGCUCCAGCUCUACCCACUUCCCAGCACAUAAACAUUUCAUUGCUGCAUUGAAUCAUCACAGAGUGUGAAAGGAAGCAAGUGAAGAGUAGCACACAGAGCUGACAAGAAACUCAGAGGAGGGAAUCACAGCAGAAAGGGGCCAUGGAGCUGAUCCCAAGCUUUUCCAUGGAAACCUGGGUUCUCCUAGCUACCAGCCUGGUGCUCCUCUAUGUAUAUGGGACUUAUUCAUAUGGACUUUUUAAGAAGCUGGGGAUUCCUGGGCCAAGACCUGUGCCCUAUUUUGGAAGUACCAUGGCUUACCACAAGGGUAUUCCAGAGUUUGACAAUCAGUGUUUUAAAAAGUAUGGGAAAAUGUGGGGGUUUUAUGAAGGUCGACAACCUAUGUUGGCUAUCACAGAUCCUGAUAUAAUCAAAACAGUACUAGUGAAAGAAUGUUAUUCUGUCUUCACAAACCGGAGGAUUUUUGGUCCAAUGGGAAUUAUGAAAUAUGCCAUCUCUCUGGCUUGGGAUGAACAAUGGAAGAGAAUACGGACGUUGCUGUCUCCAGCCUUCACCAGCGGAAAGCUCAAGGAGAUGUUCCCCAUCAUUGGCCAGUAUGGAGAUAUGUUGGUGAGGAACCUGAGGAAGGAAGCAGAGAAAGGCAGUCCUGUCAACAUGAAAGACAUGUUUGGAGCCUACAGCAUGGAUGUGAUUACUGGCACAGCAUUUGGAGUGAAUAUUGAUUCCCUCAACAACCCACACGAUCCCUUUGUGGAACAUAGCAAGAACCUCUUAAGAUUUAGACCCUUCGAUCCAUUCAUUCUUUCAAUAAUAUUAUUUCCAUUUCUCAACCCAGUUUUUGAAAUAUUAAACAUUACUCUGUUUCCAAAAAGUACUGUGGACUUUUUCACAAAAUCUGUAAAGAAGAUUAAAGAAAGUCGCCUCACAGAUAAACAAACGAAUCGAGUGGAUUUACUUCAGCUAAUGAUUAACUCUCAGAAUUCCAAAGAAAUUGACACCCAUAAAGCUCUGUCUGACAUAGAACUCGUGGCCCAAAGUACUAUCUUUAUUUUUGGUGGCUAUGAGACCACUAGCAGUACUCUUUCCUUCAUUAUAUAUGAAUUGACCACUCACCCUGAUGUCCAGCAGAAGCUGCAGGAGGAAAUUGAUGCAACUUUCCCCAAUAAGGCCCCUCCCACCUAUGAUGCCCUGGUGCAGAUGGAGUAUCUUGACAUGGUGGUGAAUGAAACUCUGAGAAUGUUUCCAAUUGCUGGGAGACUCGAGAGGGUCUGUAAGAAGGAUGUGGAAAUCCACGGGGUGACCAUUCCCAAAGGGACAAUGGUGCUGGUGCCGCUCUUCGUUCUUCACAACAACCCAGAGCUCUGGCCAGAGCCUGAGGAGUUCCAUCCCGAAAGGUUCAGUAAGAAGAACAAGGACAGCAUAAAUCCUUACGUCUACCUGCCUUUUGGAACUGGACCCCGAAACUGCCUUGGCAUGAGGUUUGCUAUCAUGAACAUAAAACUUGCUCUCAUCAGAAUCCUUCAGAACUUCUCCUUCAAACCUUGUAAAGAAACACAGAUCCCCCUGAAAUUAUACACUCAAGGACUUACGCAGCCAGAACAACCUGUUAUUCUAAAGGUUGUGCCCAGAGACCUGGGACCACAAGUGGAGCCUGACUUUCUCUAAGGAUUUUCACUUUGAUUUUGAAGGAAGCUGCAUCUCAGAACACCAGAGACGUGAUCUACUUUGAUAAAACCAAUAAACGAAGAUGGGCUUCACCUACAUACUUGAUGGCGAGUAGGGAUUCUGCAUAAUCAUUUAGCUUUCUCGCUGCCUACCUGGAUUAUUAUAUACUACAUGCCAUACAAAGGAGGUGAUUAGUAAACGCCAGAUACUCAACUUCACAGGUUCUCAUAGGACACUCUCCAUCCACCCCAGUUAGUACUAUCUACUCCUCCUGAGCACUGAUCAGAAUGAAGAUCUCUCAACAAUCUUAUCAACAGACUUUAAUGAAAAUAAGAAUUAAAAUGGGGACUGGAGUGAUAUUUAUAUCACAAAUUUUAUUUUGAAUAUGCUGAAUAAAACAUAUUGAGCAAGACAAUAA
Molecule: messenger RNA, 2122 nt
Organism: Bubalus bubalis (water buffalo)
Lineage: Eukaryota; Metazoa; Chordata; Mammalia; Artiodactyla; Bovidae
Product: cytochrome P450 3A28
Exons: 13
Coding region: 181-1704 (507 amino acids)
Biological process (GO): steroid metabolic process; oxidative demethylation
Molecular function (GO): oxidoreductase activity, acting on paired donors, with incorporation or reduction of molecular oxygen, reduced flavin or flavoprotein as one donor, and incorporation of one atom of oxygen; testosterone 6-beta-hydroxylase activity; heme binding
Source: RefSeq, a predicted model, not a curated record